Molecule: messenger RNA, 2184 nt
Organism: Angiostrongylus costaricensis
Lineage: Eukaryota; Metazoa; Nematoda; Chromadorea; Rhabditida; Metastrongylidae
Source: the annotation of a GenBank genome assembly
AUGGAUAUUAGUCCGUUAGACUGUCACGUAUGCGGAAAGGAGCUCAUAUCACCUUGCCUCCUUCCGUGUCUACAUUCUGUUUGUGCUAGUUGUCCUCCGUGCUGUGCAACCUCUAAUAACUCGUCCUCCUCGGGUCGUUCUUCACCAGAUCGACUAGCCGAAUUUCUAAUCGAAACCUCACAUGAAACCGCUGAAAUAUGCGCCAAUUGCGAGCAGAUUAAGCAACCGAUGUAUUUUUGUGAAACCUGCCAGCAAGCACUAUGCCACGAGUGCCGUAACGUUGUACAUCAGGCUCGUAUGUUCGCUACACACCAGGUUGUGAUAGCUGCAGAGUCGGCACGCGUACGCGGUCGCGUCGCAUGCACGCUACACUCUGAGCCGUACAUACUGUAUUGUACGGAACAGAAAAGCCUGUCAUGUAUUCAGUGCUUCAAUGAACGUUCACCAGAAGACAGGCACCAUUUCGUCUCCGUCGGUGCCGGUCAUAAGAUAUGUACUGAAAAAAUAGAGAAGUGGGCAACAAAGCUACGGUUAUAUCAGGAAGAAAAGCGUGAAGAACUCAAAGUGCGAGAACGAUUGUUGAGUGAACAAAGUAGCGGUUAUCAGGCUGCUAAGGAUAGUCUCUACCAGUUAUGCCAGCAAAUUCAAGAUACUGUGUUGUCAACCCGCGACCGUCUAGCACAAGAAUUAGAACAAGCCUACAAAACAGCGGAGGAAACUUGUCGUCAGCAAGUCGAAGAAAUUUUUUCCAUUAUGGGACCCAUCCGGUUAUGCUUAAUGUCGGCACAGAUUCUCUGCUCUUCAGCAUCUCCCAUUGAUGUUCUCCAGCUGUCUGGUGAACUGAACAAAAGAUCGAUUGUCACUCGCUCGAUCGACAAACUCCCUCCAAUCCAUGUGAUUGAUUCGAUUGAAGCUCGUACAGAAAUCGCUAAAGCUCUUGAACCGUUUCUUGGUGAGUUGGAGAAGACCCGUUUGGGGUUACAUUCCGCUGUUCUUAAUGAUCUACAACCUGAACUACAGGAAAUGUGGCAAGAGCAGCUAGACAGAGUUCGACGGCAACAAAUCAUCUACAGAGAGAAGGUUGAAGAGUGUUUAACGAUGCGUGAGACCGCUCGUUUAGUUCUAACGGCUGCCAAACAGCUUCUACCGUAUGCCACAUGUAUUGAGAGCAUGAGCACACUUAUCGAUCCAAAACGGUGCCAUCCACCAGAUCCAGCUCCAAUGGAGAGUAUCUGUAUGCAAAUUACUGGUAUUGAGCCAAAUAGUGAAACUAGAAUACAAGCAAUCGAGAAGGAAGAACAAAAUCGACGAGCAGUGCAAGAAGCGAAGAAAAGAGAGGAACUGGCCGAACGUGGAACGCCUGUAAAAGGCUUAAAGCAUGGAAAAGCAAAACGCAAAGACACAUACAGAAUGCUGGUGAAUACGAACCGAGAACGUAGUCCAGGAGGCACCGACUCAACGCUUAUCAGUCCAUGCCUUAUAAAGAGAAUUUCGUCCACAGUGCGCGGGGACACGCCAUUUGACGUAGAAUUUGAGUCGGCAGUGUGGCGAGAAGAUUUCGAAUUGUCUGUGGAGGAAAAACUUGAAAACGCGGAUUUAUCAAUACAAGAGGAAGAACGAUGCAGUUCAUCGCUCUCGUUGACGGCGCCGUCAUCUUUUUCGCAAUCGACGACAUUUCUACCGUCGCUUGAGCAACUUCUAGGACGGAUUCCGCUGGCAAGUAGAGUGACCGUCGACGUAGAAAUGUCUCACCAGUCGAUGCUACAGUCACUCCAUGACGUCUUUGCAGUUCAGAAGCCGGAUAGUGAGACGGCCAUAUGCGAAGAACCAAAUGUAUCGGCUAGUGCAGUGAAAGCAUUUACACAGAAAGCGAAUGCUCUGUCAUCACCUGUUCACAGAAUUGAGACCUCACUUCCCAGUGAGAAUCUUGAAACACUAAGAAAGUCUAAGAAAGAGCGACGUCGUCGGAAGAAGCGGAGCGAUGAGACGGUAGAGAAUCGGGACGAGUCAUUACCCGACGAACACAUCGCCGACAUAGCAAUCGCAUCGGUACCGGUGGUGCCAUAUGUUCCGAAAGCGGUGUUCAGCGAUAAUGAAAUGCCACCAAAGCAGCUUGGAUCGUUUGAGGCAAAGGAGAAGAUGUUGCGUUCGUUGAGAGAAAAAAUGGGCUCUCCAAAAAAAUGA